Molecule: messenger RNA, 2135 nt
Organism: Ectocarpus sp. CCAP 1310/34
Lineage: Eukaryota; Phaeophyceae; Ectocarpales; Ectocarpaceae
Source: the annotation of a GenBank genome assembly
GUGAUCGCGGAUUACCACCAUGCACCAGGCAAGUAGGAAGCACCUGAGGACACCGCAAUGGCGACGACAGAGGAAGAUCGACCUCUGGUGCAACGCUUGCGUUCACCAGGCGCGGCAGACGCCUCGCCCGGAGGAGGGAGAGCUCUCAAGCCGCUGCCAUUUUCCCUCAAGGGUUUUUUGACGACCUUCUUCGCGGUGCUCUUGGUGUUCCUCCUGGCCGCGAUGGCAAGCCGCGUUAUCAAGUGGGCGAGCGACGAUAGUUCGACGGUGGAGAGGGUGGAAUCUUCUGUGGACGGUGCAGAGGGCACUCGUCUCUCUGGCCUCGUGAAUCCCAACAACGGGUCACACCCGACAUUGACCACCACGGCGGACUGCACGGGAGACACGCAACUCCCCGUGCUAGGGGGCGUUGACGUGGUCGCGUAUUGGGCGUUAUCGGCGGGGAGCGAACCGGUGUUUGGGACGCCUAACCUCGUCGCGCUGUUCGGGGACUACCGGUUCUACUUCUCUUCGAUCGAGAACCUCAGAACAUUCGAGAGUGAUCCGGCCAAGUACAUCCCGGCCUGGGGUGGCUUCUGCUCUUAUGGCGUGGCGGCUGAAAAGUUUUGGAGGUCCGACAUCUUGGGGCCAUUUGGCGACCCUUCCAAGUGGCUGAUUUUGCCCGGCGAUGGAAAGCUGCACGUGUUCCGAAGUGAACGGCCUAUGACCAAAUUCCUCCUAGCCCCGGCGAAAAACCUGGAGGCUGGGGACGCCAUCUGGAACGGCUGGUUCCCAGCGGAGAGGGGGGGUCCAGCACCCUUAAACACGGCGUGCCUGUGUAGCGAGGAGAUGUGCGUCAAUGGUUGACGCGGCGGCACGCAUGCAAUUUUUUUUUUUUUGCUACAAAUUGUUCUUGUCGUAAACCCAUGUCGUUGUUGGUCCCUACGCGGUGCGUACUUGGCGGUGGUGGUUUUCCGAGGGAGGGACCUUGUUUUGAGGGCACGUGUGUAGUUGUUCGUGGAGCUGGACAUGCUUGCCUGCGUGCGCGCGUGUUCUUUGCACUUGAGUUUUUGAGUAGCCGUCGCGAUUGCCACGCGUAGAACGGCCGGCGAGGUGGGCAAGGUGGGCAAAUGCGAAUCCUGAUGAGGGUUCAGGCAGGGGAGUGAGUUUAUCUUUUGUUGUAGGAGUUGUACGCAAAGCGUGAUGGCUUUCUGCGUUAGCCUGUGGUACGGUGGGCUUGCAGGGCAUGGAGGGGUGCGCAUGGGUUUCAUGCGAGCACUGCUGUUGUACUUGUGAAUUUUUGGUGAUAGUGGGAAACACAUGCUGGGGUGACUCCGUCUCGUUGUUGUUCUGUGUAAGGUAUCUUGGUGCUGGCGCUGCUGUUGCUGCUAGUCUACUCUUUCGUGUGCGUGAAUUUGUUUUGAUUGUUCAAUUGUGUGGUUGUGUAUGUUUGGUGUUCGGGACGGCUGCAUGUGAUGGCCUUCUACUCAUUGGGUUUUUCGAAGUGGUAGUAGUGAUGCUCGCUUCAUCGAGGUUAAUCGUAGGCAUUCGCAAACAGCUACCGGAAGCUACGGAGUUUUUCCCCCCUAAUACGGAUUCCCCCCCCCCCCUCCAUUAUCUUUUCGGCCUGGAAGCAUGGUUUCGUUGAUUUAGCCCCGGGGCAGAUCGUUUGCAACCAAAAAAACAAUCCCCCCGGGUAUUUCAACUUCCCCCCGGGGUACCAGUUUCCCACGAGUCCCCCCCGGGGGGGAUGCAUUUCCCGUGUUUUCUGAGUCGAUUUUGUUGCAUCGCGGAGCACAAAAAGCAUGAUAUGGGACGGGAAAUUCAUUUGCAGAUCUACGCUUCGAGUGAGAUUUAGGUGUACCGUUUGUCAUUUGGCCCUCGCCGUUGUUUCAUGGGUGAAAUGUUUUCGUUUUCUUGUCUAUUUCUUACAUUUAUCGUCCCUGGAGUCAGCUGAAACGUAUCAUAGCAUGCUGACGAAGCCUUGCGCACAAAGGGAUAAAAUAAUCGUUUUCAUGUGUGGAUCUAAAAAAACUCGAGGUUAUCCUUGUUCCUGCGGACAAACUGCGAAUUGUUGUGCAUGAACUCAGGUAAUGGUACCUCUUGCUAACUGUUUUCUCUUCGUCUUCGUCGCCCGUGCGUUACUCCUACCUCUG